This is a messenger RNA of Blastomyces dermatitidis ER-3, 783 nucleotides long. RefSeq names its product 20S proteasome subunit beta 7. Lineage: Eukaryota; Fungi; Ascomycota; Eurotiomycetes; Onygenales; Ajellomycetaceae. Gene Ontology annotation, cellular component: proteasome core complex. The transcript has 3 exons. The coding region runs from base 1 to 783 and encodes 260 amino acids. The record is from RefSeq and is a predicted model, not a curated record.
AUGAACCACUUCCCUCAAGCAUGGGGACGACCUAGGAACGACGUCUACGGUGCUUACGACCAUUCAUAUCUUCAAACUUCAGCUCCCCAGACACAUACACAGUCACCCGCCGUAACAGGUACAUCAGUAAUUGCCGUCAAGUUCAAUGGCGGCGUAGCUAUCGCAGCAGAUAAUUUAGCCUCCUACGGCUCCCUCGCCAGGUUCACGGACAUUAAACGCCUACGCCCCUUCGACAACGCCGCUGUGAUCGGCUUCGGCGGUGACGUGUCUGAUAUGCAAUACGUCGACCGCCUCCUAACCUUCCUUGACAUCGAAGACAACUACUCAACCUACGGCCACUCCCUCAACGCGCAGAAUCUGCACACCUACCUAUCGAAAGUGAUGUACAGGCGACGGUCGGAAUUCAAUCCCCUGUGGAACAUGAUCCUCGUAGCAGGCUUUGACGGCGAGGACAAGCCAUUCCUCAGCUCCGUCGAUCUGCUGGGUAACACGUACUCUGCGCCGCACCUGGCCACGGGGUUCGGAGCGCAUCUGGCCAUCCCAGUGUUGCGAAGGGUGUUUCCGGAGGAAACUCCGCUGGAGGAUAUUAAAGAGGAGCAUGCAGUUAAGGCACUACAGGAAUGUAUGAAGGUGCUAUUCUAUCGCGAUGCAAGGAGUACGGAUCGGUAUUCGAUUGCAGUGGUGAAAAAGGAUGGGGUGGAACUCAAGGAGAAUGAACAGUUAGAGAACCAGAGUUGGGCGUUUGCAGAGGGUAUUAGAGGGUAUGGAAGGACGACGAAAUGA